ACCGCGCACCUCCCUCCCGCCGGCGGGGCUGCCGUAGUGCGCAUGCGCCCGGGUGCGCGGGGAAAAACGGUUUGCCGAGGGCUGGACGGCCGUAACGGGGGAACCGGCGGGGAGCGUCGGCCGGGAGCGAUAAUGAAGCACCGCCACACACCUUCCAGUAAAAUGGGGGAGAGCACCAGUGGCAGAUCAGCAAAAAACCCAUUUAAAUCACAAAAUCAGCAGGGGCCUUCCAGGAAAAAAAAGGAAACAGAUAGAGAAGGAAGAAAACAAGGUGAAAAAAGAAAGCAGGUCACUCAGGGGGUCAAAAGGAAAGUUAAGGAAAAUGCGGACUAUUCCCCCGCAGGAGGAAAAGGUUCUUCAAAAAAGGUGAAGCUAACCAGCGCUGAAAUACGAUCUUGGCAGACUCUCUCAGAGAGCAGUAGGCAGUUUUUGGAAACUGUGAUGGAUUCAGUAAUACUAUCUAUUUUGUGCCAAGAACCUGAGGGAAAAAGUGAUGUUCAGAAGCACCUCAAUUUACUGAAAAAAAGGGUGCUGAGAGUUUUCAAGACUUUAAAGGUGCCUCCUGGGAAGUUGGACAACCUGAAGAAUAUCCGGAGUCUUCAAAUGGCAGAGAAGCAAAUGCUUGAGACAAACAAGGAGUCUUUGGUACAUUUGCAGGAAGCAAUAAAAGAAGCUGAGCAAUCAGCAGAACGCAUUGAAGAAACUGUCCAGCAACUGCAGCACAAAAUCCAGGUGCUCAAGAACCAGUUAGAGGAAGAUGAAGAAAAGGCCAGGAAGGUAUUCCAGGAAAAUGGUGGUGGAGCACUCCACCUUCCAGAACUCCCCAAGCACAGUGUACAGGUGCCCACUUUGCAGGAAGAAAUUUUGAAGAUAAAAAAUCAGAAUGGUCUUUUAAAGGAUUUGAACACUAUUCAGCAGUCAACUGACUUGAAGAACUUGUUAACCCUCAUUGAAAAGACCUAUGAGAAGGUGGACUUCCUUUGAGAAACUGAAAUACACGGCAUCUCCUUUGCAGAACGUAACCUAGGCCAGCACUCUGUGUUAAUGGACAGCAGCAGGAUGGUGACUGUGGAAACUCUUCCUAAUGGCUUUACUCUUGUGACUGAUGAACUUCUGUUAAAACAUUUUCUGUGGGUAUUGGUAUAUAAAUCUGUAGAUGCAUUCUGGGACUCUAGUUUUUUCAGUGAUCAAUUGAGGUUUUUUGGACCUGGGAUGAUGUCUAAUGCUGAUAUAUACUGUCUUAGGAGAAGGGAGGGAAAUGGAUCCUGGGUUUAUUUGGGCAUUUUUAUAGAAUAAGGCAACCUAUUCCAUUAUAUAUGGACUUCUAUAUCGCAUCUGCAAAUUAGUGAAGGCAGUAUCUCUUACCAAACUAACUUGUUUUGGGGUUAAAUCCUCUUUAAACCUGAAACGCAUACUAAAAAUAUGAUUACCUAAUGCUCAGUUGCAAAUCCCCUGUUGAACUUUCUUACCAUUUGUAAUAAAAAAUCUCUAUGACAGCAAAUGUUUAUCAAAUGUACAGGAUUUUUUUUUUCAUUUUUAUAUUCACAGCUUAAAAAAACCCAUUCACACCUGGUUUAUUGAGAUGGUUGGGGAAAGCAGUUAACGUUAUAGAGCAAAGCUCUAAUCUCAGAGUUGUGUACUCAUAUUUCAUGAGCUGUCAGGUAUUCUUCAGCUUCAGAGGAAGAAAAUUAAAUCUAAAGCAUUUGUUACAUCUAGGACCAGGAAAACCAGACAAAGUACUUGCUUGCUUUGUACUGAAUCGCAUGAAAAAGUGUAUAAAUAUUCAGAAAUAUUUCUCAAAUUUUUGAUCACUGAGCAAGUGUAGCACAUACUGGCAUAGCCACUAACCUGAAGUAAUUUAAUCCUGUUUAUGGGUUAAUGAUUUUCUUGCAUGCCAGCUAUCUUAAUUUUUAAGUAAAAAUAUGCUCCUCGUUGCUUUUCUUAAGGGUGACUUACAUAGGAGUAAUUUACUAUGUGGGUUUUGAACUUCGUGAGCCACAUCGUAGAUACUGUUUUUUAAAAAAAGAAAAAAAGGAGAGGAAAGUGUGGAGAAGGGCAGUAAGAGCCAGCGAUGUGAUAUACCUUCCAUACAAGGAAAGCUGAAAUAGUAACUGAAGAAGGAAAUAAAGAUCUAAGGCAUUUCAUGAACGUGUUGAGAAGGAAUUGGUUACUUGCUGCUUUUUACAACGUGGGGAUGAAGGAAUAGCUGGUUUGACGGCCAGACAGCAAGUUGUUAAAGUAAGGUGCUGUGUGUAACAGUGCCAGAAGAUUCUGUCUAAGCCAAAGUGUACAAACAGAUGUGAAAAAGAAGUAAACAAAUCUGGGAAGCGUAUGUGCGUCAGAGACAAUGAAAUGGUUUGGACAAGGUAGUGAUUCAUUGCUGAUGUAUCUCGAAUCGUACGUGCUGACCCUCGGAAAGACAGGGUACUGGAGGAGGAUGAAUUUUUGCUUAGCUAUUUGCAGCAUUUUUUUUGUGUGUUCUCCCAAGAAAGGCUGUAAUCACAAGCCCUUUUGCAAUUUUUCCGAUGGGGUCAGCUCCUGGCAUUGAGAUGUGUGGUCUCUUCCCUUCCUUCGAAUUCUGGUUGCUUAGAUUGUGAUAUGUUACGCUCAAAGUAGCGUUUAAAUGCAAAGAGGAAGCACUCCUUGCAGGGAGGGUACAGUGCCUUUUAUGUCUGUUAAACGCCAUUUCUUUGUGACUCCUAAAACCACUUGUGUCCAGCUCUGGGUCUGUGUUUCCUGAGCUGAUUGUUGGUCACUUCGUAGCUGAGGGAACUCCCGUCCGAAGCCUUCUCUCUUGUCAUCCUCAUCGCUCUCCUGUGCCACAUUGCUUGUUACCCUGUACUUGUCUGCACCGCAUCCCAUGUCUCCAUUUAUCAAGGCCUCUGCUCUCAUACUUGGUCUGUAUUUCUCUAUACGCGUCAUUGUAUGUGUCAUAAAUAUCUCAUUUGACAUAGAAUAACUGCUUGUUACUGCUGUCUGUAUCAAAGUGUGGUUGUACCGUACAAAGAUAACAACAGUAAAAUAAUUAUUCAUAGA
Molecule: messenger RNA, 3036 nt
Organism: Phalacrocorax carbo (great cormorant)
Lineage: Eukaryota; Metazoa; Chordata; Aves; Suliformes; Phalacrocoracidae
Source: RefSeq, a predicted model, not a curated record